Molecule: messenger RNA, 812 nt
Organism: Oldenlandia corymbosa var. corymbosa
Lineage: Eukaryota; Viridiplantae; Streptophyta; Magnoliopsida; Gentianales; Rubiaceae
Source: the annotation of a GenBank genome assembly
UAAAAAGAAGAAAAUCGAAGGGAAGCCUUUUCGCAAAUAUCAGAUCGAAAUCAAGAAAACCAUCGAGAGAAAGAAAAGAAUCAUGGAAAGGGGGAAAGUUGACGUGAAAAAGACGGAGAAAUUCAACAGCACGCAAGUUAGGUUUUCGAAACGAAGGGAAGGUUUGUUGAAGAAAGCCAGGGAACUGGCGAUUCUGUGCGAUGGUGAGGUUGGGGUAAUACUCUUUUCCAGCACUGGAAAACUCUACGAAUUCGCUAGUAAUUCGCACAUGGAAGACAUCAUCGCAAAGUACCCAACAAACCCUAAUGGUGCCAAACUUGUUCCCUCUGAGGAUGGUACAGAGCAACCCAAAGUUGAAGAAGUGCCUCAUGAAUCACCUCAAAUGCCUCAACCAACUCAAAUCGCUAAGUUGGAGGAAUUGCAUCGUUUGGAUGGCAAACUGCGCGAAAAAAUAAUGGCUGUUAAGGAUAGGAAGGAGCAAGUUCUGUUGGAGCUGAUUGAGAAGUCCAAAUUGCAGGAGCAGAAGAUUGUUUUAGAGAAUGAAGCUCUUAAGGAACAGAUUGAGGAGUAUCGUUCGAGGUUAUUACACCAUGAGCUUGGAAGGAAGAAUUCUUCAGGCAGAAGCACAAGCACUAUUUUCAAUUGCAGAUCUGACAAGGAUGCAAACUAUGACGCUUCAUUGGGUUUGGGGUUAUCGGGCGAUAUGAGUCAGAAGAGAAAGAAACCAAAGAUGGAUUUUUCUUGAAAAAAAUAAAUCUGGCGGCCCAUUUAUGGGGUUAAAACCAAAUUCCGUCUUUAAUUUUUUGUUUCCC